CCCAGCGCUCGGCCCAGCCCGGCGGCCCUGGGGUCUCUGACUGCGGCCGCGUGAGUUCGGAGCCGCCGCGAUGCCGAAAGCCAAAGGGAAAAACCGGCGCCAAAAGUUCGGCUACAGCGUCAACCGCAAGCGGCUGAACCGGCAGAGCCGCAAGCGGGCGGCGCCCCGUAUCGAAUGCUCCCACAUCAGACAUGCGUGGGACAGAACCAAAUCCGUGUCUCAGAACCUGGCUGAAAUGGGGCUGGCUGCAGACCCCAACAAGGCGAUUCCCAUCCGGAAAAGGCAGCUACCGGUGAUGGACAUGGAGGUUGAUGGCCAAGACAAAGGGAAGAGAGUCGUGCAGAAGCCUUACGUCCUGGACGAGCUGGAGUAUGAGGCCAGCCUCCCGGAGAAGAAGUCGGAGACGCUCUCCAGAGACCUUAUCGAUUAUGUGCAGUACAUGGUACGGAACCAUGGCGAGAACUACAAGGACAUGGCUCGCGAUGAGAAGAACUACUACCAGGACACGCCCAAGCAGAUCAAGAGGAAGAUCAGUGUGUAUAAGCGCUUCUACCCGGAGGAGUUCCAGGCUUUCACUGCAUCCCUGCAGCAGGUCAAGAUGGACCAGCAAUGACUGCUCCCACCCUGUCCUGUUGGACCCACCCGCAGCUGCAGGUCCUGUGCUGCCACUCCCCAGGCAACCAAGGGAAGAUUGCCUCUGCCUGCUGGUGCCAUUUCACCCUUCGCAGGCUGGGGCUCGCUGAACUAGAAGGUGGGAACGAGCGUGCGCUAGAACGGGCUCCUCCGUACGGCUGCUGGGGAGUCAGCUGCUGCCUCACCCUAGUGGGGGCGAAGGGAAGAGACCGUCUCUUGUGUCCUGCAGCUCCGAGUUACAAUAAACCAGCGUGAAUACACCCGAGUGCAGCUGGCUCCAGCUCCUGCCUGCACUGUGUGGAGUCGGGGUGGCCCCGGCGCUGACCCAAGGAACUGCUCUGGUUCUUCACGGGUGGUGCUGUGGCCCCCUGUCCGGUGCAGCCAUGGGGCGGGAUUGUUCACAGUCCCCCUGCAGGAGUCCACAGGGCUUUGCUGCUCUCUGCUUCGGAACAGCAGCCCUGGGAGUGGGAGGGUGCUGCCUUUCCCCAGCGCUACACGUUCACCUGCCGGGACGCACACUUGCCCUUAUCUCUACAGAGUGAUACUCGGGCCUCCGGGGGUCAGGAGCCAGAUUAGCGAUCAGCGGUACCCCAAAAGCCACAGUCGUAUGAAUUCAUCGUUCCGUUUACUAUCGUACUCGUCGUAUUUAAACAGUCUGACAGGGAGAGAUUUCGUUUUUAUAGGUUAUUCUCACAGCAAAACGACUGACCAAGUA
This is a messenger RNA of Trachemys scripta elegans, 1348 nucleotides long. It is a transcript of the gene NOP16, whose product is annotated as NOP16 nucleolar protein. The record is from RefSeq and is a predicted model, not a curated record. NCBI's taxonomy places the organism in Eukaryota, Metazoa, Chordata, Testudines, Emydidae. The transcript is spliced from 5 exons. Gene Ontology annotation, biological process: ribosomal large subunit biogenesis. Bases 71 to 613 code for a protein of 180 amino acids. Gene Ontology annotation, cellular component: nucleolus.